This is a messenger RNA of Klebsormidium nitens, 1670 nucleotides long. The record is from the annotation of a GenBank genome assembly. Lineage: Eukaryota; Viridiplantae; Streptophyta; Klebsormidiophyceae; Klebsormidiales; Klebsormidiaceae.
UAAUCCAUUACCACUCUUGGGCAGCGGCCGCGCUACUGCUGGCGGCCGCACGUCUCCCUCGCCUCUCUAGCUCGUUUGGACCGGUUUGGUGUUGGAGAGGGAGCUGAGCGCCAUUGCCAUUGGCAUUGGCAUUGGCAUUACGCCACUCCGCGAUUGUGCCGUUGCGCCAUUGUGCCAUCAUCGAGCUUGGCAGCUUCCUCGGAAGUGCUGACCUGCCUGUAAUGCAUGAGAUUGCGCCUCCAGCCUCUCAGCUUUCGCGUGAGCUGCUGAGAAGGAUGUUGAUAAUUUCCUGACUGCAAAGCGUGUUCUUUUUUUGCCUGUGGUGCUGAUGAUGGAGUCCCCACCGCAGAUGAUGCUCACGGUGACCAUAAAGUAUGGCAAGGAAACGUUGUCUAUCGAAGCUGAAGCUGGUUGGAAAGUUCAGAACCUGAUGGAGGCGAUCCAGAAGGUCACCAACGUCCACCCACGGGGUCAGAAGCUCAUCCACAAAGGCAAAAUACUGGCAGCUUCUUCAUCGUUGAAGGAUGCAGGAAUUGAAACAAGCUCCAAGAUCAUGCUGAUGGCGUCAGCGGGGGUGCACCAGGGGGCGACCAAUCCUUCCACAAAGGCGGCAGCACCAAGAGCCGCACCGCCAAAGAGACCGAGGCCUCAGCCACCACUAAGUUUGAGCCAAGAAGAGGCACGCAAAAAGGCCUGGGAACAGACAGGCGUUGUAUCCUUUCACAACGCUGGUCUAGAAGCGGUACCGAGCACCGCAUGGAAAGUCGGCGAAGCAGUGCGAGUCUUGGAUCUAGGAGGGAACGUUCUGCAGAAGCUUCCGCCUUUGCUGGGCCACCUCGCAAAACUCCAGCGUCUCCGGUUAAGCUAUAACCAGCUCACUUCGGAGGGAGUCCCCUGGGAAGCACUUUGCGGCCUACGACAGCUCACUGUUCUAGCAUUGGACGACAACAGACUGCUCUCCGCCUCUCCAUUGAUAGGCCACCUGCAAUCGCUCCGCCAUCUCAACGUCUCCCACAACCAACUUGAGAGUCUUCCGGAAGAGAUUGGCCGCUUAACCGGGCUGGAAAGGCUGGAGGCGGCGAGUAACAAGCUCAAGGAGCUCCCGACCACGCUCGGAAGCUGCUCUUCCCUAGUUGAGGCGGAUUUCGAGGGGAACUUCGUCGACAGGAUACCGUCCAGUUUCAACGCCCUCCUGAAGCUAAAGACGCUGCGGCUAAGCAACAACAAUAUAAGCGCAGUACCACCGGGAAUUUUGCGAGACUGCGCUUCUCUGUGCACGCUCGCUUUGCACGGGAACCCAAUCACCGUGGAGAAUCUACGAGAGACGGAGAGUUGGGCCGUUUUUGACGAGCGGCGAAAGGAGAAGUAUGGGCGGCAGCUCGACUUCAGUGUUCUAGGACCAUCGCAGGGUUUUGACGAGGGGGCGGAUGCGCAUCAGUGGCAGCAUUUCUGAAAAUGCACCUUGAGAGUGCGGCCUUUCGACCCUUCCACUGGCGUAACAAGCCGAAAGAACAGCCCAGCACGACUCUUUAAAUAGACGCCACGUGUCAACUAAUGUGUCGCGCGUUGCCCUCGACAAGCUGCUUGAGGGCCCAUCACCAACAGCGAUCGCUUACCGUCUAGUACAGCGUGCGGGAGAAUGCACUUGGAUCGACACCAUGCAUGCUGGC